UGUCAAAAUAGCUGCGGAAAAUAAAUAAAAAUGGCUCCUAGACGAAGUGCAAGAUGUGUAAAUCCAGCAAAUUCAGUAAAUUACGAUAAUUUAAAGCUAAACGAUGUGCUGUGCCCGAUAUGUAGAAGUAUUUUAAUUGAACCAGUAACCCUACCGUGCAAUCACGGUUUCUGUUCGUCCUGUUUCGAGAGUACUGUCGCUAAUACAAACUUAGUUUGUCCACUGUGUAGAGUUCGAAUUGGUUCGUGGCUGCGUACUUCGAAAAAGGAUAACAAACUGGUGAACGUCGUACUUUGGAACGUUAUACAGAAGCAGUUCCCUAAGCAGGUCAAAAAUAAGUUGGACGGUGUAGAGGAAUAUCCCGAAGAAGUGCAGCCGCCACGAAGAAUUACAGUUCCAGGUGAAAUACGACGCGAGUAUGAGGCCGAAAAGCACAAGACCGAAUUGGAACUUCAAAAGGAACGCGCAGCUGAAGAGAAAGCCAGCCAAUCAUUGAUUAAAAAGAUACGCGACGAGGAGGAGUACGAGGAAGUGCUGCGUGAAGAAAAUGUACGUCUAAGUGAGCAGGUGGCAAAGAAGUUGGCGCAGGAGUAUUGUUUUGACCCGGGGCCUUCAAGUUCAGGGGUUACCGUAAAGAAACAAGGCCCUAUCGAUAAGCUAUUGCAAAAUUUAAAUCAUAAGAAGGUUACUGUAACAAUCCAACCAGGUAGAAAUGCUUCAAAGGAAUAUACGUGUAAAAAUUUGUGCCAAAAUAAGCCCAUUCAAAACGUUAAUAGAUUAUUUAAUACGACAACUGCAUCUAAAAAUAUACAAGAUAAGUUAAAGAAGGUGAUAACAGAACGUGAAGCGGCCGACAGCAAUGAUUCGAUCGACUCUGAGUGUAGGUUCUUUAAACCGAUCGAGCCCAAGUAUGUUCCGUUACCAAAGAAGGUACCUGUAAUCAAAGUUCCUGCUGUGACACGUACUGUUAGUACUGUUAUUAUAGGGCCUCCAAAGGGUGAAACAAAUUUUAAGCAUUCCAGUUUAGAAUCGGCUUUUGUAGUAGUUAAGAUUAUGAAAUGUCCAGUCUCAACUCAAAUAUCAAAAUGUGAUACAACUAUAACGGAACUACCUCCGAGUUUACAAAAUGUUACGGAAAACAAAAAGUUAGUCAGGUGUAGGACGCCAACGAAACGAAAGCGAGGCAAAUCUCCACAAGUGAUGCAAAAGAAGAGCAAAACGGAUAGAAAUUCCCCCUUCAGAGGUUUUGAUAGUAAUAUGAAUGGUAUUACGACAAAAAUCAAUGGAAGCAUCACCCACCACAAUAAGAGCGUUGGUAAAGAUAUAAAGAAACGUCAGGAAGACGACGAUUUCCAACUAGCUUUGAAGCUGCAAGACGAACUAAACAAGCGGUAUUAUAAUACUCGAAAUAAUUACAGCGUACAAAUAAAAAAACCGUUAGCUAGGCAAGUCACUUUAAAAGAAAUCAUGUCUCAAAAUAUUAGCAAGGUUCCGCAAUAAGAAUAUAAGCUCGUUAUUUGUAAUUAUUUAUACGCCUACACAUUUAUUGUAACUAUAACAUAGCGAUUAUCAUUUAUGCUAUAUAGAUCGAAAAUGAAAAACUAUUUACUCUCUAUGAUGAUGUAAAGAUGUGAUAUUGUAAAACUUCACUAAUUUUAUGUUAAGAUUCACCUGUAUUAACAUUAGUCUUCUGAGGAAUUACAAUAAAAUUAUUUUUUUUAUAAGGGCUACCACUACUACAUUAAUCCCUUAUCUUUUAGUCAGUUUAGCUGUGCCCUUUUUUAUUGUAAUACCCACAAUUCUAACAAAAUAGUGGUAUAUUGUAUAUUUGUUGUUUUCUUUUAGAGUUAUUUAAUGACCUCUGAAAUAUCACGUGACUAAUUAGCCUAGCAAAUUUUAGUAUUACAAGAGUAUAUUUUGGAAUCUUAUUUAUAAGAUUAUUUUUUUAAAUCGUAGUAAAUAAGUUAAAUGUAAUAUUGUAUUCCGUACAUUUAGUUGCCUCCUGCUGUGAUUGCA
Molecule: messenger RNA, 2016 nt
Organism: Photinus pyralis (common eastern firefly)
Lineage: Eukaryota; Metazoa; Arthropoda; Insecta; Coleoptera; Lampyridae
Product: E3 ubiquitin-protein ligase RNF168-like
Exons: 2
Coding region: 31-1500 (489 amino acids)
Biological process (GO): double-strand break repair
Cellular component (GO): nucleus; site of double-strand break
Molecular function (GO): nucleosome binding; ubiquitin-protein transferase activity; metal ion binding
Source: RefSeq, a predicted model, not a curated record